GUGUGUGUGUGUGUGUGUGUGUGUGUGUGUGUGUGUGUGUGUGUGUGUGUGUGUGUGUGUGUACUGACUGUAGAUAUUACCCAAAAAGCCCCAACAAUGCUGAAAUAUACAAGGGCAUGUUAAGAGCAUACCGAGGAGUCGAAGGAUAAAUGGACAAAGAGUGAAGGUGGUGCAUUACUGACAGAUGAGUUAAUGGUCAAAAAACAAAGAUGACUUUUAUAUAAUCCCCAACAAUAUACAGUGGAGUGAAUCCUAACUCUGUUAUGAGCGUCAUCCAGGGGUCAAUAAGGAAUUAACUCAUCUUAAACCACAAUGGAGUUUUGAUCCAAGCCACAGAGGCACACUUACAAUCAGAUUUAUGAUUCCACCACUUCUGUUUCAUAGUCUGCUCAUGUUUAGAUAUAUGCACAUGCAUUACAGUAUGUGUGUCUGUGUGGAAACUGUAGUUCAGUGGGGUGUGUCUUUCUUGGUUAACCGUGGCCUACUGUCUAUAUUUAGCUUUAAACCCUCUCCUUUCCCCUUCUGUGCUCCCCUGUGUGACCCUCGCUCAGUGCUGCAGGCAUUUCCAUAUCAGAACACGGAGAGACGGAGCUGACUUACAGGAAGUGAAAGACAGAGAGUUUAUGUUAGCUGUUUGAGUUUAAUGUAUCGGUUUACAAGUAGAGCGACAAUGUACGAGAAGAAGUGUAUACUUUAGGGUUAUGCGGGAACUCUGCUUUAGAUUGACAGCAGCUUGUUAUCCAGGUGUAGACAAUGUGUAUAUGUAGUGGUCUUUUGGCAGCCUCUCUUUCUGUGGCGUAACGAUGGAGGAUGGCGAGUUGGUCAUUCGUGUGCCAGGACGGUCUGAGUCCAGCAGGAGUUGUGCUGCUGGCGGUGGGUUUGGGGAGACGUUGGUGUUGCAGCACAAAGAGGUUCACCACUUCUUCUUCGUCCCCUUCAGGGAGCAGCCCAUCUACAGCACGAGGGCCCACGUCUUCCAGAUUGACCCCAACACCAAGAAGAACUGGCUGCCCACCAGCAAGCACGCCGUCACCGUCUCGUACUUCUACGACAGUACGCGCAAUGUCUACCGCAUCAUCAGCCUGGAUGGCACCAAGGCAAUAAUCAACAGCACCAUCAGUCCCAACAUGACGUUCACAAAGACCUCACAGAAGUUUGGCCAGUGGGCGGACAGUCGAGCCAACACGGUGUACGGCCUGGGAUUCUCCACCGAGCAUCAUCUAGCCAAG
Molecule: messenger RNA, 1229 nt
Organism: Gymnodraco acuticeps
Lineage: Eukaryota; Metazoa; Chordata; Actinopteri; Perciformes; Bathydraconidae
Gene: homer1b
Product: homer scaffold protein 1b
Biological process (GO): regulation of store-operated calcium entry; G protein-coupled glutamate receptor signaling pathway
Cellular component (GO): plasma membrane; cytoplasm; dendrite
Molecular function (GO): G protein-coupled glutamate receptor binding
Source: RefSeq, a predicted model, not a curated record